AUGUCUUGCUACAGAGAGAUGAUCAGCUCCCGCUGCCAGCCGCCCUGUGAGGUGACCUGCCCACAGCCCUACGCUGAUGCCUGCAGCCAGCCCUGUGUCACCUCCUGUGGGGACUCCCGUGCUGUUGUCUACCCCCCACCUGUGGUCAUCACCUUCCCAGGCCCCAUCCUCAGCUCCUGCCCUCAGGAGAGCAUCGUGGGCAGCUCAGCACCAGCCGGCAUUGGGAGCUCAUUUGGAUAUGGGAGUUCUCAGGGUCCCGUGGGCUCCUAUGGCUCUAGGGGCCUGUACAGAUAUGGGAGGUCCUUUUCCUCCUAUGGGUAUGGUGGUUAUGGUGCUGGGAGCUGCAGACCGUGUUAA
Molecule: messenger RNA, 357 nt
Organism: Centrocercus urophasianus (Greater sage-grouse)
Lineage: Eukaryota; Metazoa; Chordata; Aves; Galliformes; Phasianidae
Product: beta-keratin-related protein
Exons: 1
Coding region: 1-357 (118 amino acids)
Cellular component (GO): intermediate filament
Molecular function (GO): structural constituent of cytoskeleton
Source: RefSeq, a predicted model, not a curated record